Molecule: messenger RNA, 534 nt
Organism: Colletes gigas
Lineage: Eukaryota; Metazoa; Arthropoda; Insecta; Hymenoptera; Colletidae
Exons: 3
Coding region: 1-534 (177 amino acids)
Source: RefSeq, a predicted model, not a curated record
AUGGAAACUCUCAAAGAAUAUGUAGGAUGUAUAAAUCCUCACUGGGUGGCGGUGGUAGCGACAGGCAUGUACACCCAUAUUCGACGAAUUUACAUAAUUAACCUGUGCUUCGAUAACGAUAAUAGCCAGUUCUUCGACCUCUCUUACGCGUCUGUGCUUUUCACAUUUUCCGUGCUGUGCCUUCUCGCGGAGUACAGACUUUGGCCCAGGACGCUCAAGGAGCCACCGAUCCAGCUGCUCUAUAUUUACGAAAUGCUGGUGGCUGCCUUGACCACGGAUAUAACGACGCGCGCCAUUUGGGUGCCAAUGAUGUACAUCAUACAUUGUUUAACUCAGGAGUCGAGCGAAUGGUUACUUUGGUUGAACACAACACUGUCGCUUAGUCGGUAUUCGCCUCUGACCGAUUUCGCUUAUUACUUGUCGAAGAGCAUCGCCGUGACACACAUGUCCUUUUGCAUGUCCCUUUUGUCGUUCGUAUGGAUGCUAGACGCUACCGAGUCUCUGGACGCGAUUCUGGACAUUUGGGCCAAGUAG